Messenger RNA from Heterotrigona itama, 426 nucleotides. Lineage: Eukaryota; Metazoa; Arthropoda; Insecta; Hymenoptera; Apidae. The record is from the annotation of a GenBank genome assembly.
AUGAUAACAAAGUUUGAUACAGGGCCAGUUUCUAAAGUUUAUUCAUACUUAUACCUAGUGGUGGGAUCAAAUGUGUAUUAAGUAUAAUCGAUAUAAUAUAAGCCUCUCAAUUGACAUAGGUACAAAAUAAUGAAGUAUUAUAGAAAAUACUAUAUUUAUAUUACUCUACUAUAUAUUUAUAUUAUAUUUUCUAUAUAUUGAUAUUACUAUACUAUAUAGAAAAUAAUAUAUUUAUUAUAGAAAACGAUUCUGUCCAAUUGGGAACCAAUGGCGAAGAAUUAUAAAGAGAUUUGGGGAAGAUUUUUGCAUCGAAUCUUGUUACUUGCGGAAUAUAAUACUAACGUGUGUAGAAUUAACAGUGACAAAUGUGUACGCACCCUUAAAAGGAACGAUGAGCGACGGAGCAGAAACACCGAUGUUCGGUAG